This is a messenger RNA of Clupea harengus (Atlantic herring), 7083 nucleotides long. It is a transcript of the gene tiam1a, whose product is annotated as TIAM Rac1 associated GEF 1a. NCBI's taxonomy places the organism in Eukaryota, Metazoa, Chordata, Actinopteri, Clupeiformes, Clupeidae. Gene Ontology annotation, molecular function: guanyl-nucleotide exchange factor activity; protein binding. Gene Ontology annotation, biological process: activation of GTPase activity; small GTPase-mediated signal transduction. The record is from RefSeq and is a predicted model, not a curated record. Gene Ontology annotation, cellular component: cytosol; plasma membrane.
UACACACACUCACACACGCGGGAGCUCUCACACCCCUCUAACUGGUCUGAGUGGAAGGACUCAUACACACACACACACACAUGCUCACACACAGAGACGCGCACAUUAGCCUCAGAACGGAGAGGGUGAGUGCGUGCGUUUGAGUGGCGCUAGCUUCAAAGAGACGCUGGGAGAUACUGACGUGCCUGAGAGGAGUUUGGAAAAACGCUGUGGUGGAAAUGAACCUGAGGGGAGCGGGAAGCAGCCUCUGAUACCGGGAGUUCACACAGAGACAGAGACACGGCGACAGAGACAGCGGCAGCAGUGGGAGUAAGAGAGGCUGAGUGAGAGAGAGAGAGAGAGUACUCCCCACAAUAGCUUACCACUGAGAUUAGCCAUGAGGCUCAAGCCUGUUUGGAGAUACCGAUGACUCCACUAUCCUCAGACUGACACUGAAACAUGGGAAACAUAGAGAGCCAAAAUGGAGACCAUGCCUACUAUGGGACGGAGCAAGGCCACCUCUCCCGGAAGCACAUGUCUCGCUCGCUCCGCCUCUCCAACAAGCAGUCGCGCAACUCACGUCCGGCUUCGUCCUCAACCAAGGCCGAGCACCGCAACUCGGAGGCCAGCACGCGCUCCAGCAGCACGCCCAGCAUCCCGCAGUCUCUGGCCGAGAACGGCCUGGAGCCCUUUAACGAGACAGACGCCCUGGGUGAGCCCAUGUGGGGGGACCACAUGGCCCUGAACCUGAGGCCCAUGUCCUUCCACGACCACCAGGGGGACACUCCCAUGACCCCUGCCUCCGAGGACAGCGUGGAGGUGGACACAGUGGUGCAGGAGGAGGAGGUCACGUACCUGCAACGGAUGAACGACGGCCCCCGGGAAGGCGGGAGCUUCAAGAAGAAGAGGAGCAAAUCGGCCGACAUGUGGCGCGAGGACAGCCUGGAGUUCUCCAUGUCAGACCUGAGCCAGGAGCUCUUGACGAGCACGGAGGAGAUCAUCGAUGGCAUCGACGACGAGGACACGGACUACCCCAACUGUGGGGCAGGGGAGAAACAGGGGCGAGACGCAGGGGCGAGGGCCAACUCUAUGGACGAACUGUGCACGCAGAAAACUCCCGUCUUGCGGGGGCAGCGCAACCGCUACAAAUACAGCCGGGAAGGAGACCGAACCCCAGGGAUGGAGACACCAGACCAGAUGCUGUCCCCUACAGAGGAUGAUGGGAAUGGAUACGGCGCGUACACCCUUCCCUGUCGACGCUCACACUGUCUAUCUGAAGGCCUGCCCAGCCACCAGGCACCAAUCUCCAGAAUGCAGGGCAGAAGAGCACAGACCACUCAUAACAUCGCCGCGCAGGACGGAAGCGAGUAUGGCGACAGCGGCAUCGACGGCGUGGCGACCGAGAUGGGCCUGCUGUCACGCCGCUGCAAAACCAUGUCGGCCUCCUUCUCUGUCUACUCCGCAGCCAGCAGCUCCAUGUUCGCCGGCAGCGACAGCGGGAGCAGCAGCGGCGGAGGAGGAGGCGGGGGCAGUGGGCGAUCGCACGGCGCUGACACCCUCCUGGGCGUCUACGAGAACUUCCGGCAGGAGCUGGACAUGAGCUCGCGGCAGACACGCGAUGCCCUGGAGGAGGGCGGCUCGGCAGGGAGCGACGAGAGGAGCAGCGGCACGCUCAGCUCCAUCUACCAAUCGGACGCGGCGCUGCUCAGCGCCGCCCAGGGCACCGUCAGGAAGGCCGGCGCGCUCGCCGUCAAGAACUUCCUGGUGCACAAGAAGAACAAAAAGGUGGAGACGGCGGCGCGACGCAAGUGGAAGCGCUACUGGGUCUCUCUGAAAGGGUGCACACUCUUCUUCUACGAGACAGACGGGCGGUCAGGUAUCGACCACAACAGCAUUCCGAAGCAUGCGGUAUGGGUGGAGAACAGCAUUGUGCAGGCUGUUCCGGAACAUCCGAAGAAGGACUUUGUGUUCUGCCUUAGCAACGCCUUGGGAGACGCCUUCCUCUUUCAGACGUCUGGUCAGACAGAGCUGGAGAACUGGAUCACGGCGAUCCACUCGGCGUGCGCGGGUGCCGUGGCCCGGCAGCACCACCGCGAGGACACCGUGCGGCUCCUGCGCGGCGAGAUCAAGAAGCUGGAGCAGAAGAUCGACAUGGACGAGAAGAUGAAGAAGAUGGGGGACAUGCAACUGUCCGCCGUCACUGACAACAAGAAGAGGAAGACCAUCCUGGAGCAGAUCUUCCUGUGGGAACAGAACCUGGAGCGGUUCCAUGUGGAUCUGUUCCGGUUCCGCUGUUACCUUGCCAGCCUGCAGGGGGGCGAGCUGCCCAAUCCCAAGCGCCUGCUGGCUUUCGCCUCACGCCCCACAAAACUCGCCAUGGGGCGCCUGGGGAUCUUCUCCGUCUCCUCCUUCCACGCACUGGUGGCAGCACGCACAGAGGGAGGUGUGCGUCGGCGGAGUCAGGCCCUGUCACGAUCCUCCAGCAAACGGAAGAGCAGGUUCUCGUCUCUGUGGGGGCUGGACACUACCUCGAAGAAGAAGACCAAAGGCCGACCCAGCAUCAACCAGGUGUUUGUGGACGGUGCCACUCCUGUGCGGAAGAACCUGGGACGCAUGUUUGAGGACACGGUCAAGGAGAGCUUGAAGGAACAAGAGGGUGUUGAGAAAAGCCCUCACCCCACGGACAGUGAAGUUUGGGUCCCAGGAUACCUCACCCCCUCCUGGGUGUCCUUGCCUAAUGAGAAGCCCGUGCUGGCCAUCAUAGAGCCUGGACAUACGGCGCUCUACACCCUGGAGUCUGUGUGCAAGACUAACAAGUUGGACCCCUCCAAGCACUACAUACGGCUGAAGUUUACGAUCAACGGCCAGACGCAGUUUUACAUCCCAAAGCCAGAGGAAGAUGUGUGUGACAUGCUCUUCAAAGAGAUUGAAAUUUGGCCCAAAGUGACAAAGGUCAUUCAGUUUGACAGGGCUGAAUCCUGCGUCAUUGGAUACGGUUUCUCAGUUGUGGUGGUGGACGAGGAUGGCACUCAGCAGCUCCAUGUGACAGACGUGAAAGCGGGAGGCCUGGCCGCCGCCAAAGCAGGUCUGCGAGCUGGCGAUGAGAUCUUGCAUCUGAAUGGGAAAGCAGCCGCAGCCCUGGAGCUGUCGGACAUGCAGGCUGCGUUCGCUCUGCCCUCCCUGACCCUGAGCGUGAGCACGCUGCCCGCCGUCGACCCACGCCACCUGUGCACCCAGCCCCCCCGCCGCGCCGAGCACGACGACACCCUCUGCACUGACAUCUUCUCCCAGGACCAGGAGGAGAUCCUGGACGAGGGGACUAUCCUGGCCCCAGAGAGCCCAGAUGAUGGCCUGGGCGACGGAUCCAUCCUGACCAGCGACAGCCCAGGGGACAGUCUGGAGGAUGAGCUGGAUGCUGACACAUCACCCAAGAGCACGGAACAGGUCACAGCAUUUUGCCGCAGUCUCCACGACAUGAAUCCUGCCGAAUGCCCGGCCUCAUCUUCAUCAUCCUCGUCUUCCUCGUGCGCUCCGAGUCCUGUCUCGCCCAUGCCUACCCCCACCCCCGCCGCCAUGCGCCAGCUCACGGAUGCUGUCAAACUCCGCCAUGUCAUCUGUGAACUGGUGGAGACAGAGCGGACUUAUGUCAAGGAUUUGAAGUGGCUAAUGGAGAAAUAUCUGACACCUCUUCAGAAUGAGAGCUUUCUCACUCAGGAUGAGUUGGACGUCCUCUUUGGAAACGUGGUGGAGAUGCUGGAGUUCCAGGUGGAGUUUCUCAAGACGCUCGAGGACGGGACCAGACUGGUGCCAGAUUUAGAGAAGCUUGAGAAAGUUGAUCACUUCAAGAAAGUCCUGUUUUCCUUGGGCGGCUCUUUUCUCUACUAUGCAGACCGAUUUAAGAUCUACAGUGCUUUCUGUGCCAGCCACACUAAAGUCCCCAAGGUCAUUGCCAAAGCUAAGACGGACCCCGUUUUCAAGGCCUUCCUGGAUGAGCGUAACCCCAGGCAACAGCACUCCUUCACCCUCGAGUCGUACCUGAUCAAGCCCAUCCAGAGGGUGCUGAAGUACCCACUGCUCCUCCGGGAGCUCCACUCCCUCACGGACCCCGAGAGCGACGAGCACUACCACCUGGACGUUGCUAUGAAAGCCAUGAACAAGGUUGCCAGCCAUAUAAACGAAAUGCAGAAAAUCCAUGAGGAGUAUGGUGCCGUGUUCGACCAGCUGAUCAAUGAACAGAGUGGAGAAAAGAAAGAGGUUGCUGAUCUGUCGAUGGGUGACCUGUUACUGCACGCCACUGUUGCUUGGAUCAACCCACCACCUUCUCUCACCAAGGGGAAGAAAGAACCAGGGUUGGCUGUUUUUGUGUUCAGAACGGCGCUGGUUUUUGUGUACAAAGAUAGCUCCAAGCACAAGAAAAAAAUGGGGGCCUCACACAGGGUGUCCACCACUGAUGAGAAAGACCCCAUCCGCUUCAGGCAUAUGAUUCCCACGGACGACCUUCAGCUCAGGAACCACAGCAAUUCUGAUGCCACAGCCGUGUGUGAGAUUGUGCACGUCCGCUCGGAGUCGGAGGGCAGGCCAGAGAGGACGUUUCACCUGUGCUGCAGCUCCCCAGACAGCAAGAAGGACUUUCUGAAGACGAUGCACUCCAACCUGCGCCGGCAGCUUCUCAAGACCGAGAGCGUCCCCGUCAACCAGCAGUACAUCCCAUUCGGAGGCAAGCGGCUGUGUGCGCUGAAGGGCGCUCGGCCCUCCCUGAACAGAGCAGUUUCUGCACCAACUCGAACUCUAGGACGGAGGAAGAUUGUACGGAACCGUCUCACCAUUGACCGGGACGUAAUUUUUGAUGACGACGACGACACAAACCAAAGCACUGACCACGACAUAGACCCAACGACGCCUGUACCGGAGUCUUCUUCGCAGCAGGAACCCGCACCGCUAUCCCACGAUGCACCGCUGCCCCCGAAGGACACGGAGCGCUGGGUCGAGCAGCAGUUUGACCUCGGACGUUAUAAUAACCAGGUCAAGGAAACUGACAUCCUUAGCGAUGAUGACGAUUACUGUGAGUCUGUGAGGGGUCCCAGCACAGAGCCCUCUGUGGAGUGUCCCGUGGGAGCGCUCUCCCUGGGUCCAGAGGGGGAGAACGGGGACCCUCACAAGUCAAAAGAGGACGCGUUGUCCCCCGUGGUUCCCGAGAGGUCCCAGGGCCCCCUGAAGCUGACCCCACUCAGGAAGCAGUGCGCCGUGGAGGGCGUCACGGAACACGACCGCGAGGUCAUCUGGGUGCGCCGGGACGACUUUGGCAGCCCCAACGGAGACGUUUUCUGAGAAAAGAACAAGCUGGGGGGGCAUGAAAUUCACAACGUGACGGACAGAGAUCCAAAGAGAAAGGCGAAAGAAAGAGAAUGGGAAACUCGGACGCUUUCAUUCUGUAUACUUCAGAAGCUGAGCCAGGGUUCAGAGGAGAUCAUGCACUGGGAGUUAGGAAAGGCCCACUGGCCGUGACCUUUGACCUGAGCAUACAACCACCCAUCCACAACCCGCACAACAUUCUGACAAUCCCACCGCAAGCAAAUCCUCCCAUUGGAAAAAAUGAAUCAGUUGACUCCGUUUCCUGUGUGUUCCUGUACAGGGGAAAAACACGCAUGCUGCUAAAUCCAUUACAUUGGAACAACACCAUACUCAUGUCAUCCCACACAGUCCAUCGCUUCAGUAAACAUUUGUGUGUUUUUAUAUAGGAGUUUUAUGGAACAUUACAUGUACAGUCAUGUUAAUGCAGUAGAGGAUGCAUGCUUUGGCCCACAAAGACUGUCUGCCAGCUAUUCUUCCGCUUGAAGAUUGUUGCUGCCAAAGUUAUGCUUUUUAUACAGAUGUGGGUCUUUUUCUCCCCAUUUCCUAACUCAGAAAUUCAGACAUGUCAUUCUAAAGGGCUCUGACAACUCUCUCUUUUGAUUUCCAUGGGCUUGUGACUAGACUGCUGUGUACAGUAUAUAAAACUCCCACUUGCUUCUUCUGGCCUCUAGGCUAGGGGGGAGCUCUAACUUGGCACCUGGAGAUCUGCCCAACUGCUGGUAGAGUGAGAGCUUGUGUCCUAAUCGAACACUUUGGAUACUUGCGCUGCGAUGGUCCUGAAUGGAUUGAGCGGCAGCACUGGUUGGGUUUCAUUAGGCCUGGAGCUUGAGCCUCAGCAGUUUGGUAGAUUCCCCAGACGCUGGGUCAGGUGUCCCUUCUUUGGUAAGCGGUCGUGCACCCCCCCCCCCCCCCCCCUCAUUGGUGUAUUACUGAGAGCACAAAAGAACUCCAUCUGUCUGUCCUACUAACAUUCCACUCAAAGUAUGUUAUUCCAUCUAGAUUGUAUGUGUGUCCUACUUUUUAUCUCUAGCUGUAUUUUUCUUUGUGCAUCUUUUGUGGGUUUAUUUUAAUGUGUUUACAUCAUAUCCUGCAGUCCAGUAUUAUCCAAUCGUUCUUAAAGGAAAGGAAGUCGUUCAUAAAGUCAGUACUGAUCCUGUUUUACUUGAACUGUAUUUUAAGCCUGUUACAAGCCACAUGAAUUAUACUCCGAAUAGGAUGUUUUGGACUCCAUAAGCGGGCACUCUGUCUUAUGACUUUCUAUCUGAAAACUGUUUUUAUUAACCUGCCAGUUAGUUGAAAAACUGCAUAAUGUGACACAGACUAGUGCACCUUUUGGAUGUAUCAAACCUGCACUUACACUCCUGUUUUCUUUCCCAGCACAGUCUUUUAUGCUCAAACUGUCACCCAAAUAAGGAUGAGAUGCAUUUAAUGCCUUUUAUGUUUGGAUGUUUAGAUCCUUUUGUGGUAAUUUUGUAAAAUGAGUUGUGGUUUUGUCCUAAGAUGUUUUGGCUUAAAUACUGAAAGGCAGAGAGUAUAUAUUUUCCAGGUAAUCUUCAAUUUGUGAUAAGCAAUCAUAUUAUCCCAGCUAAAUAAACAUUUUAGAGCAGUGGGACAUAUGCUCAUUAGGUUGUGUCAAAGAUCCUUGAACUUUUUACCUUUUCCCAUCGCAUUUUUGAAAGGCGUUCUUACAUAAACUGUGGAUACUUGUAAAUAUUGUUAUACUUCCCUUCCUCAAUAAAUGUUAUUAAAUUA